AUGGGACUCUUAUAUACAAAAGCAGGCAGUCUCGAAACCUUUAGUGACGCUGACUAUGCAGGCGACAAAGAAGCAAGAAAGUCGACAUCAGGCGUUGUAUGUAAGUAUGCGAAUGCGGCCAUCACAUGGCAAUGCUAUGGUAAUACAGAGAAAGUCGAAUUGAGUUCUCUUUUAGAAUCAGAAGGUUUGCAAAGUCAAAUAGCACAACAAAAGAAAGCUUUGGAAGAGAAAUUCAAUGAAGAGAACGAUGAGACUUCAAAUGCGUAUAAACAUCACUUCAUACCGGGACCAUCUUUCAAUUCGAUGACUGAUAUAAUGCCACCUGCAUCUCCUUUACCACCACAAUUAAUGGCCAAAUUAUCAGAUAAUGAUACAGACGCACUUUCAAGCAUGUUGAUGUCAUGGUAUAUUAGUGGUUACAUGGUAUAUUACACAGGUUAUUAUCAUGGUUUGAAACAAGCAAGAAACAAUCAAGAGAACAGGAAGAACUGUUGA
Messenger RNA from Bombus huntii, 495 nucleotides. Its product is annotated as survival motor neuron protein-like. Lineage: Eukaryota; Metazoa; Arthropoda; Insecta; Hymenoptera; Apidae. The coding region runs from base 1 to 495 and encodes 164 amino acids. The record is from RefSeq and is a predicted model, not a curated record. The transcript is spliced from 5 exons.